Molecule: messenger RNA, 1721 nt
Organism: Dermacentor albipictus
Lineage: Eukaryota; Metazoa; Arthropoda; Arachnida; Ixodida; Ixodidae
Source: RefSeq, a predicted model, not a curated record
AGAACAACAUCAACAACCACUUUGCUCGUCGCCAUUUUGCGCUUCUUCGGGGCUGACGACCACUUUCCAGCGGACCUCGAACCCUGUCUGACCAAGCGCUUCUUCUGCGGUUCACGCUCUUAUUCCGACUUGUACACCAGGUCGUGCUAGCUUCGAACACCAGGGACGCUACCGUCAUCCAGUUGCAACCGCUUUAACAGCGCCACAACGUUUCAGGCUCCACUGUGUGCCAAGCAUACUCUCGUGCAGCCUGAGAAUGGAGGAGUCUGCAUUCCAAUCUCAGUUCGCGAAAACUUCUGGUUCAAAGUCCUUAACUUCUGCUUACGAAUCCGGUAACGCUGUCUCUGGACCAAGGGUGGCUGCCUUGGCUGUUAUCAUGUGCUUAUGCCUGGUGGCCAUGGCAGUCGUGGUGGUGGCCUUCAUUAUUACUACAGCUGAUAUUCUUGAUGGUGGCAUCACCGUCGAGCGCACGGAUGCAGACAUCGAUAGCGGUCCACGCGGAAAUCCGCAUCCCUCAGCAGCAAAGCACCCAACGUCAGCCACCCCAGAACAGACAUCCUCUACUCCACCCACGGUGAAAGAAAUCAUCUGCACCGUAAACCACGCUGCCACAAAUGAAAGGAUGUACCCACCCGACAAGUACUGUGACUAUCUCUUCUACGAUGACGUGGAACUAGUAGGUAAUGGCUGACUUGGAGUAGGGGGAAGUCCCGUCAGCUGGGAUGUAUUCCUCGAGAGAGUCACGAAAUACAAGAUUAUCAAGCCGGGAAUUUCGUUCCGCAUUGAGUAUGUGCAACCGGAUCACUUGGACGAGGCAGCUGACGAACUGAGCGCGCUGCGUAGAAAAGGAAUCAGGCACUACGGACUGCUCAGGGUGCUUGAUGUUCCCAGCGAUUUCACCGCCACGGUAUCGAGAGCGAAACCGAUGCUUGAGAAAUUUAAACAGCUCCAGGACAGGGACCAGACUGCGAAAAGCAUCAUCGCCAUCGGCUGCUACGAUUACGGCGGUGACUUCUUAUCCAACUUCACAGCGACAUUCACGGAAGUUGCCAACACUUACCCGGUCGACAUUGUAAUUGCCAUCAGUUCGGUGGCAUGGACUAGUCGCCUGGGAUGUCGGGCCUUGCCGCCCACCAUGUUGACGUCGAUGACCCCAUUUUACGAAGGCCUGUUGAAUCACUGGCACGCCGUGUCAGCGCGAGCCAAUUACACCAGACCGUCGAUACAGACUGGCCUAUCCUUCCACCUGACCACACUGCAGUACGAGCUUGAGGAUAGAGCACCCUCGCUCAAUGAAAGUCUUUUCCGCCCGUGCCGGAAUUUGGGGAAGAGGAGUCGAAAAGUGCUUUGCGCAGAUGGCGGCUUCAGAAGCAAGGCAGAUAAUUACUUGGGCGAUGAGGUAUCAGCGUACGGAGUUCUAACCAAUUCGUCGAAAGUCGUCGUAAUAAGCGAGUACAAUGACUCCGUGGCUUUCAAGUUCAAGAAGGCCGCAGGGAACCAAGGCAUUCGUCAGCGUACUGCGUGGCUCCUAUACAACGUGAACCGGCAAGACAUCACGAACCAGUGCCCCGAGCCUCCGUUCACUGUCAUCAGACUGUUUUGUGUAGCGUUGAAAGGUGCAAGCGAUCAAAUGUGCCAAUAACUGAAGAGCAUCUUUGUUAAGUAGACACGGCCGUACCUUAUUGUAUGUACUAAGUAAAAAAAAAGAAUAAAUUAGUGAU